AUGUUAUCUUCCUCUCGAAGUCUAGUGGCAAAACUUAACGUUUUUGAAUUAGGAGUAAGCGCUUCUGGAAAUACAACUUGCGAACCUGUGACACUUUUCUUACUAUCCGAUAGUUUGGAAGUAGCUCGUCCUCGUAAACGAUUUACUGGUGAACCUCUUGCACACGCUAUUCGAGCCGCGUUAGCUGCAGUACAAGGUGAAGGGUCUGAACACAACUUCGACGGUAAUCAUGAUCAAACUUCAAUUAACAAUGGUGAUUUUUCAUCAAAUCCGUCAACAAAUACUGCUUUAAGUGGAGUUUCUGUUUCUCGGACUGGUUCAGGUGCAUCUGGGACAAGUGUGGUGAACCUCGGUCUUAUGGAAGGCAAACAAAGGUGUUGUUAUAAGCAUUUACAGUUGCUGAAAUUACAGGAAAUAAAACAAGUGGUCAAUUUUGAUACUGCCUCUCCAGACCGAGCUGCUUUCGGUUUAGUGGUACGUUCCAGUUCCGAGGUUGAUGAUCGUGUUCAUGCUUAUUGCUUGGCUGCCAGUUUUGCAGCCUCAGCGGCAGUUGUCAGCGGGAAGUGUCCAGAACCUGUUGAAUCAGCAGUUGCAGCGGCCACAGCAUCUGGACAGAUUUCCACUGCAGUCAGUAUAGAUACUUCACCAUCAAAUAUAACUACUAAUUCAAACAAUUCACAUGUAGCAAUGUUACAGGCGUGUGUUGGUGAAGCCAAACGUGUUUUUCUUCACAGAUUAUGCCAUCAUAUUUGUCUUGUUUCAUGUAUAGCAAAGAAUCCAGAAGAAAUACUAGUAGAUGUCGAACCAGAAGAAUUACUCGGUUUUGACUUAGAACAAGUUUUUAAUGCAACUGCUUUGGCUUUAUCUUCUAAAAGAAUCACGCGACAAUUAACCCGCAAUAUAUCUAUAAAAACCCCUCGCCGUCUACCAGCUUCUGCCAAACGCCAAUUCGGGGCACAGCCUCCACAACCCCCUAGCACUCCAACUUCCCAUAGAUUGCAGGUUCCCAUUGAGAUGGAUGAAAGUCAAACAACAGACAUGUAUCUUAUCCCAAGUCCAAGACGUUCAAUGCUUGGUUCAUUUCUGGGUUCAUCUUGUACAUCAUUAAGCAAUUUUCUCAACACAGCCUUGCGUACUAAUAACAAUCUAAAUAAUAUUAAUCAUGGAAAUUCCGCGCUCAAUCGUGCUAUGCUACCUCCUAGUCGUUUAGCUAUGACACCUAAACCGAUUCGACGUCUUCUACCUCGUUCAUCCAGACAAAAUUCAUUCGAUGAUCUUGAUUUAAAUGAUGAUGAUGAUGUUCCUUUCUCUCAACUUGGAAGUUCUCUUCUUAGUUUAACAAGUCUAGACAGUCUCUCUACACUGGAUAAUCCUGUUAAUCGAGUUGAUGUUAUUUCUAACCGCAAUACUCCUAAUCUUAAGUGCCGUGCCGGUAGUGCUGUUUGGGAGUCAGCAAGUCAUCUUGGUUUCAGUACAUCAGAUGAUGUUCGUCAUUCAUUCAGAUCACCAUCCGGAUCGUUUCUUGGCGGUUUUGAUGAAGGUUGCUCUAGAAAGCAUGGUAAAAAGCAGAAAAAACCGAAACUUCGUGCUGUAAGUCAAAUGUUUCAGAGAUCUUCAAUUAUGGUUAAAGCAAAAGAGUCAAGGAAAAUAGGCUCUGAAAAAAUUGACGCUGAGUUAAAUUCUCAAAAUUCCCUUCCUAGUUCCCGCCGUGACAGCUUAUUUCGUGGUCUGUUUUUCAGAAAAAAUUAA
Molecule: messenger RNA, 1749 nt
Organism: Schistosoma mattheei
Lineage: Eukaryota; Metazoa; Platyhelminthes; Trematoda; Strigeidida; Schistosomatidae
Source: the annotation of a GenBank genome assembly